GUGUGUCUAAGAUUUAAAUACCUAAAGUGCUUGGGCAACAUAAUGAGUGCAUGGCAGAGAUUCAUUUUCGGGGCUAACGCGGCGUAUACGUAAUGCGCGAACCUGGCAUACAUCUAAAACUAGGCAUCUAACCUUGCCUUGCUUUAAUCCACUGUAUUUUUUAAGUUUCGGCAUUCUUUAGUGGCUUACUUUUUGGGUCUUAGUAUCUGAAAGUUUGUGUAUUAUUCAAAAAAAAAAAAAUGUGUGUAUUUGCUGGCCACGCCACCAGUUGCCAGUCUCAAUGUCAACUUGUUUACGUUGUUAAAAGUGAAUUGAGAAAAAUAAUCUAAAGUUAAUUAAUGCAAAAUGUUAAUGGCAAUAUUCUAAUUAUCAUACAAAUUUACUGUGUGAUCAAACGAAGAAGUUAUCGAGACUAAUCUUAAUUGUAAUUAGUAGCUAAAAGUAAAAGGAAUUUUGAAAAAUUAACUACUAAUAGAGGGUUUUAUUUACGAACAUAAACCUUUUAAGAGAGGCACUCAAGCAAAACCAAAAAGGCAUAAAUAAAAGCUUUGGUAAUAGCAAAUUAAUAUAGUUAAACCCUUAGUUUUUAUAUCAUAAAAACUUAAAAAGAACAAUAUUAUUCAUUAUUAUCUUAUUACAAAAUGAAUACACAGUUUUUUAUUAGUUUUAGCUCAGUGUAAACAUCACACUCUGAAAUUCGCAGCUGCCCCUGAUUAAUAUUAUCUCUUAGUUACUGAUAGACUGCUUUUGUGUCAUUCUCCCAUUAAAGAUUUCGAUUUCAUUCCAUUACUAAUUAUAUUUGGACUAACACAACAUGAGCAAAUUACCCAUUAAUAACACUAACCAACCAAAGCAAACUAACGGUAAUGGUAAAGCUAACAAUAUGGAAGAUAAACUGGAUCCCAAGGUCUCGAUCGAUAUGGAGGCACCAGAGUUUAAAGAUUUCGCCAAGACAAUGGUGGAUUUUAUUGCCGAAUAUUUGGAGAACAUACGCGAAAGACGCGUUCUGCCUGAAGUAAAGCCCGGCUAUCUAAAGCCCCUCAUCCCGGAUGCCGCUCCUGAGAAACCAGAGAAAUGGCAGGAUGUGAUGCAGGACAUCGAGAGGGUCAUUAUGCCGGGGGUUACCCACUGGCACAGCCCCAAGUUCCAUGCCUACUUCCCCACGGCCAACUCCUAUCCGGCCAUUGUGGCUGACAUGCUGAGCGGAGCCAUUGCCUGCAUUGGAUUCACUUGGAUUGCCAGUCCCGCCUGCACAGAACUGGAGGUGGUCAUGAUGGACUGGCUGGGCAAGAUGCUGGAUCUACCAGCUGAGUUCCUGGCCUGCUCCGGUGGCAAAGGAGGCGGAGUUAUUCAGGGAACGGCCAGCGAGUCCACCUUGGUGGCUCUUCUGGGAGCCAAGGCCAAGAAGGUGCAGGAGGUCAAGGCUCAGCAUCCGGAGUGGGACGAGCACACUAUCGUUGGAAAGCUUGUGGGUUACUGCUCCGAUCAGGCACACUCCUCCGUGGAGCGUGCUGGUCUCCUGGGAGGCGUGCGACUGCGAUCGGUGCCCUCGGAUAACCACAGGAUGCGCGGGGAUGCCCUGGAAAAGGCCAUAAAGCAGGAUUUGGCCGAUGGUUUGAUUCCUUUCUAUGCAGUGGUCACCCUGGGCACCACGAACUCGUGUGCUUUCGAUUACCUAGACGAGUGUGGACCCGUGGGAAACAAGCACAAUGUGUGGAUCCAUGUGGAUGCCGCCUAUGCCGGCUCCGCGUUCAUUUGUCCAGAGUACCGCCACUUGAUGAAGGGCAUUGAAACUGCGGAUUCCUUCAAUUUCAAUCCGCACAAAUGGAUGCUGGUGAACUUUGACUGCUCGGCCAUGUGGCUGAAGGAUCCCAGCUGGGUGGUGAACGCCUUCAAUGUGGAUCCCCUCUACUUGAAGCACGACAUGCAGGGAUCUGCUCCGGACUAUCGCCACUGGCAGAUUCCCCUGGGACGUCGGUUUCGUGCCCUCAAGCUCUGGUUUGUCCUGCGCCUUUACGGUGUGGAGAAUCUGCAGGCGCAUAUCCGCAGGCACUGCAACUUUGCCAAGCAGUUUGGAGAUCUCUGUGUGGCCGACUCGAGGUUCGAACUGGCGGCAGAGGUCAACAUGGGCUUGGUGUGCUUCCGGCUGAAGGGCAGCAAUGAGAACAACGAGGCUCUAUUGAAGAGGAUCAACGGACGUGGCAAUAUCCAUAUGGUUCCGGCCAAAAUCAAGGACGUGUACUUCCUACGCAUGGCAGUGUGCUCGCGCUUCACCAAGUCCGAGGAUAUGGAGUACUCGUGGAAGGAAGUCAGUGCUGCUGCCGAUGAAAUGGAAAAGGAGCAGUAAAAUGGAGAUUAUAAAGUUCUGUUCCGGCUUAUUUCGAAUUUACAGACCAGCAUUAAUUCAUUGUUAUUUUAAUAUUUUAAUUUAAUGAGUUAUCACCAAAAUCAUGGCUAAGAAUGUAUUAGCUCCUUCAUCUCUCAAAAUCUUGUUGAUUAUGUUUUGCCUCUGAUCUUGAAAUUGUUUGUCCAUCUAUUUUAUAAAAUUCGUUUUCAUUUUAAAAUCUUAAAUUUGGAUAUUUAAAGCCGGAAUAGAACACAUUACCUUUGACCAAUCGCGACAUGUUUAGGGAAUUUACAUAAAUCGCAAGAAAAAGAUGGAAGGCCUGUCUUCCAUCGCCACAUUAUAGUUAUAGUGUCCUAUUCCAUGUGUAUUGAUGUUGUUGUUAAUGUUUUUAUUGUUAACAUGCUACUUGUAAUUACCAAAAUAAAUGCUUAAAUAUAUGAAACAUAUUAUAAAUAUA
Drosophila kikkawai is the source of this 2804-nucleotide messenger RNA. NCBI's taxonomy places the organism in Eukaryota, Metazoa, Arthropoda, Insecta, Diptera, Drosophilidae. The record is from RefSeq and is a predicted model, not a curated record.